AUUCCUCCUUUAUCCAUCCUUUCCUGACGAUGCCUGUUAUUGUCCUGUAUCCCUGCUCAGUCACACUGGUGCCUGUAGCUACUGGGGCUGCUGUCUCUAUCUGUCUCUCUCUGUUUCUCUCUCUCUCUCUGGUUCUCUGACUGACUGAGAGCUGUAUUUCCCCUGUUAUUGUGAGGACUUGGAGGGAUAGAUAGACAGUGUGUUCUGCCUGGUCACACUCUCUCUUCUCUCCCAUCUCCUGCUGUCUAACCUGGCCGACCGACCGCCUGCUGCUCUCUGCUCUCCAGAUGGAUGGAUGUACACUGUUCUAGCCUGACUGUCUGACACCCUCACUGACUGACUACAGAGGAGGAAGGAGGGACACGCUGAACACAUCAGCAAGUGGCUGCCAAGCCUCUCCACGCUGUAGAAGAUUACUAAGAGGAAGACUUCAGACUCACUGAGGAGAGCACAAAGAGAAGGAGGGAUACAGACAGAGAAGAAAGAAAGAAACUCUGCAAGGGCUAUAAUUGGAAACGGGAGCGAUUGAAGGGAAUCGGAUGUCCCUGUCACAGAGAGAAGAAGGGAGGGGAACUAAAGAGGAGGCAGAUUAUAUUCAAAAUGACCCGAGCGGACCAGCUGGACAUCCAGUGAUCCAGAUCCAGCUGAAAGAGACCGGACCGAUUCACACCUACAUAACGAGCUGUGAUUUGGAGAUGAAUGGGAAGGUGGGAGGUAGAGGACCUGUGAGUUCACCCAACGACAUGAACUGCAACUCCAACAGCAUCACCAUGGUAUCAGACCUAUCCUCCCCAGAGUCUCAGACCCAGUCUCAGCCCUUCACACCCCGGGCAUCUCGUACUCCAAAGAAAGCUGCGAUGUUUGGGAAGCGUUCUAACUCCAUGAGGAGGAACCCUAAAGCUGUAGUAGCUAAGCAGGGCUGGCUAUACAAACAGGCCAGCAGUGGAGUGAAACAGUGGAACAAGAGAUGGUUUGUCCUGACUGACCGAUGCCUCUUCUACUACAAAGACGAGAAGGAGGAAGGAGUGUUGGGAAGUCUUCCUCUGCUCAGCUUUCGGAUCGGAGAAGUGCAGGCGUUGGAUAACAUCAGCCGCAAGCACGCCUUUAAGGCUGAACACGCAGGAACACGCACGUACUACUUCAGCGCUGAGACUGCUGAGGAACAGGAGGAGUGGGUCGAUGCUAUGAACGAGGCUGCACACGUCCAGAUACAGCCUACACAGAGGACCACCAACUCCGAGGCCACCACGCCCACAGCAGAACUCCAUGGUAACACGUUGGUAACCAAAGGACCUGAACCACACACCCAGACACACACACACAUCGAGGACAACGGCCAGACGACUGACCUCCUAGACCCCGUGCGCGGACCACGAGAACCUGCACAUCACAAGGUCAACGGGGUCAAUGCCAUGGAAACUCCCCCUCCCUCCACCAGCCACUCAGAGAAGGAGGGGAGGAUGGGGGGAGAGAGAGGGGAGAGGGGGGAGAGAGGAGUACUUGGACCUGGGGGUGCACCCUAUCACCAGCCCAAUGGGUGGGGCCCCUACGGCCCCCCAAACGGGCCCCCACACCAUGGAAACGGACCACCCCAGGGUAAAGGGUGGCCACCCCAGGGACCUCCAAAGGGAGGGACGCGAGAGGGGAGGGAGGUGAGGGAGCAGCCUGAGAACGUGGUGCUGAGACGGGGCUUUGUGCCACGGACGAACCCUGAGAGACAGGCCCAGAGGAAAAGCUCCAUGACCCAGCUACAGCAGUGGGUCAACCAGCGCAGAGUCAUGGCUGUACAGGAGGACUUGAACAGUCCAUCUCAAUACUAUACAGUGAACCGUGGCGUACCAGCUGACUACUACAGCGUCUACAGUAGCGUGGGGGGCGGUCCGGGCUAUGUGGAGGAGUACCCCCUCUACCCUCCGGGCGUACGCCCUGACAGCAUCUGCUCCGUGUCAGCCGUGGGCUACGACCGCCUGGGCCCCCCUCGCUGGACCAACGAGGAGAAGAGACGCUCACUGCGGGACGGACCCCCCUUCUACGGACCCCCGCCCCCCCGAGACCCAUACGGCCCCCCACCCGGCCCUGCCUAUUACGGCCAGAUGGAUGCAGCCCAGACCUCCAUGAGGCGUCUGUCCAUCCAGCCUAGGUCUAGGUCCGUUCCCAGGUCCCCUUCCUCGUCCACGGGUGGUCCCUACUCUCCCAGCCCCCAUAGCUUUGCCUCACCUGUCUGCUCGCCCUCAGCCCGGUUUGACAGAGGACCAGGCAGGCUACGGGAGGAUGUGAUCUACGCCGACCCCUCGGUGUAUGGACUGAGGAGAUCACUGAGUUCUCCCAAGUAUGAUUACUCUGGAGACAGGAGGUCGCUAAGCCAAGGAAUGUACCACUACAACUACCCUGCCUCCCCCUCUCUACACAGCAAAAUGGAGGACAUUUUAGACCUGCAGCUCCAGAGAAACCUGGAGUACCUCGAUCAACAGGUGACCGGCAGAGAUCACCUUAUCGGCACGGUAACCAGAAUGGUGGAGCGAUCCUCCCCUAGAGCAAAGCUCUUCGCACAAGUGCCUCCGUUCCAUGACCCAUACAGGGAUCUUCACCCCACACUGAAACUCAAUGAGAUUGAGACCAGCAAACUCUUGGGUCGUCUGUGUGAGCAAAACAGGAUUCUAAAGGACCAGGAGGCAGUGGUUCACAGGCUGAGAAUGGACAAGGACAGCCUAGAGGGAGCGCUGGUGGCCACACAUCAGGAGAUGGAGCUGUACCGGGAUCAGCCGCUGGCUGCAGACAAACUACAGCUGAAGAAGGAGACACUGCAGAACCAGCUCAUCAAUAUCAGAGGAGAACUCUCCCAGGCAUCCAGCGCUCUGACCACCACUCGGAUGGAGUUUGAAGCUCUGGAGGACGAGGUCAACGCUAUCCAUGGGGACCUGUGGGAGCAGCUCAACGCAGGCGGGCAGAGUGAGAUGGUCCAUAGACACAUUCAGAAGGAGUUCUGGAGAGUUCAGGAUGUGUGGGAGGGACUCCACAAGAGCAACCUUUCCAGAGGCACAGACACAGCCAAACACAGGGUGGCCAGUGGGGCAUCAGGUUCCUUUAGCACCAAUAGUCCUGCCAGUCCCUUGAGUUCAGUAAGCCUCACCAGUCCACUCAGCCCCUUCUCCCCAGUGCCUGGCUCCCAGGCCUCCCCCACCAAACAGCUGGGUCCGGAGGACAUUGGCCCGCCACGGCCACCACUUCCCAAAUCCUACUGCCCCCUGGAGUCACCCCCCUCCGUCCCCCCUCUGCCCUUCGACAGCUCCGCCUGGCUACGCAGCCUGGGCCUGGAUGACGGUUACCUUGACGACGAAGAGUCCCACGGCAGAAAGCAAAAGUAUGGUUACCAACAGGACGUGUCGCUGGGAGAACGGACCAAUAGCAACGAAGCUCAGGAGCUGGAUCAGGAUCGGCAGGCUAACAUGAAUAAAGUGGGGAUUGUUCCUCCCAGAACUAAGUCUCCCAUGGAAGACCAGUGCCACUCCUACGACCAUGGAAUCACCCGACGCAACGGCAAGCUGCCCAAUGGAAUCUCCAGGGAGCGUCCGAAGAGUGCAGUGUUCCCUGCGGAGGUCAAGUCCAAGAUGAGCAUUGAGGAGCAGAACGAGCGUAUCCGUAGGAACCAGAGCAGCUCUGUCAGGGACAAGAGACGCAGCCUGAACCUGGGUAGCCAGGCAGGCACCAACUACAGAGUGGUGAAGCGGAGGCUAACGGCCCAUGAGGUGGACAUCAAGGACCUGGAGGCUGCAGUACGGGGCGAGGGGGUGCAGGAGUCACCCCGGGAGGAGAUUGCUCGCCUCAGACGGUUACAGAUGGUACCUGACCACUACGACCUGGACAUCGGCAAAGAGCUUUGUGCUCCAGACAAGGUUCUGAUUCCGGAGCGCUACCUGGAUAUGGAGCCCACCACUCCUCUCAGCCCAGAGGAGCAGAAGGAGAAACAGAAGAAAGUAGAGAGGAUCAAGACUCUCAUUGCCAAAUCAAAUCUCCAGAAUGUGGUUCCCCUAUUGGACGGUCCUACUGAGGGGGGCGGUCCUCAUCACCAGGGCAACCCAGAGCAGAAGAUUCAGGAGCAGGAGAAGAGGAUCGAGAUCUCCUGUGCUCUGGCUGCCGAGGCCUCGCGACGCUCCCGCCUGCUCUCCGCCCAGUGCGCCCCCAGCCCCCCCCGCCUCCCCGACCAACCUGGCCCCUCCCCCGUCCUCCGCCGACUUCUCCGACUCCGUUCACAUCAUGAAGGUGUGAGUCUGUGAAGCUCAAGCUUUGGCUGCCGUCAAGUUUGAUGGAGCGUCCUUCUGACGAUCCACCGGAAUAUAAAGAAAAUGCCCAAAGAAACUGGUUAUGUUUAGAAACUGGUUAGUCUCCCAGACCACCUGCCCGCCAGUGUAUAAACCCAACGACCUCCACAACAACACAACAGGAAACAGGAAGCUGUCACAGGAAGUCUGGGAAGUUGGCCACCUGAGGACUUUUU
Messenger RNA from Coregonus clupeaformis (lake whitefish), 4495 nucleotides. It is a transcript of the gene plekha6, whose product is annotated as pleckstrin homology domain containing, family A member 6. The transcript has 29 exons. Bases 540 to 4274 code for a protein of 1244 amino acids. Lineage: Eukaryota; Metazoa; Chordata; Actinopteri; Salmoniformes; Salmonidae. The record is from RefSeq and is a predicted model, not a curated record.